AUGGUCUCGGAAUCCAUCACAAAAUGCGACGGCAGCAUCCGGGAAGAACUCUGGAAGAAUAUUAUUCUUUCUGGUGGCACAACAUGCCUACCUGGCUUUGAAAAUCGAUUGAAUGACGAGCUGAAGGUCAUCGCUCCAAAUGACCAGAAGGUUGGAAUCACGAAAAGUCGGGAUAUCAACUCAGCUUGGAUGGGAGGUUCGAUAUUGGCCUUGAGUCAUGGAUUCGAUUAUUCUUGGGUCUUCAAAGAAGAGUACCACGAGGUCGGCCCAUCCAUUGUUCAUCGCAAGUGCUUCUAA
Messenger RNA from Caenorhabditis remanei, 297 nucleotides. RefSeq lists its product as uncharacterized. The transcript has 2 exons. Lineage: Eukaryota; Metazoa; Nematoda; Chromadorea; Rhabditida; Rhabditidae. The coding region runs from base 1 to 297 and encodes 98 amino acids. The record is from RefSeq and is a predicted model, not a curated record.